AUGCUGGACGAAGAUGGAUACAUCACCUUAAAUAUUAAAAAUCGAAAGCCAGCUCUCACCCCAGUUGACCCUGCUUCCUCACCUGUGUGGCGUGUGAUGGCUUUGAUUCUGCUGAUCUUGUGCAUGGGGUUAGUUGUUGGGCUGGUGGCUCUGGGGAUAAUGUCCGUCACAGAGCAAAAUUACCAACAAGUGGAGAAUAAUAAUGUCUCAGGAACUCUGCACCAAGUAGCAAAGAAGUUCUGCCAAUAUUUAAUAAAACAAUUGGAACAAAAGAGCAGUGUCAGCCAUAAAUGCAGCCCAUGUGACAGAAACUGGAGAUAUUAUGGAGAUAGUUGCUAUGGAUUCUUCAGGCGCAACUUGACGUGGGAAGAGAGUAAGCAGUUCUGUAUUAACAUGAACGCUACUUUGCUGAAGAUCUCAAGCCAGAACGUUCUGGAAUACAUGAAGUCUAGGACUGGAUUAAUGCGUUGGGUUGGAUUGUCCCGCAAGAACCCUAAUGAAGUCUGGAUGUGGGAAGAUGGCUCUGUGCCCUCCAAAAAUGUGUUUCAGGUUUCUGGAAAUGAAAGAGAAAAUAUGAACUGUGCUUAUUUUUAUGAUGGGAAAAUUUACCCGACCUUCUGUAAGAACAAACAUCAUUUGACAUGUGAGAGUAAGGCAGGCAUGGUGAAUGUGGACACACUACUUUAA
Neomonachus schauinslandi (Hawaiian monk seal) is the source of this 687-nucleotide messenger RNA. RefSeq names its product C-type lectin domain family 1 member B (gene CLEC1B). Bases 1 to 687 code for a protein of 228 amino acids. Lineage: Eukaryota; Metazoa; Chordata; Mammalia; Carnivora; Phocidae. The record is from RefSeq and is a predicted model, not a curated record. The transcript has 6 exons.